AUGUUUCGUGUGCAGCAGAAUGCGUUCGAUGAUGCUGUCGCCAAGGCGACCGAUGAGAACCUGACUUCGGAGAAUUGGGAAUAUAUCCUUGAUGUCUGCGACAAGGUUUCCUCGGACAGCUCUGGAGCUAAAGAUGCCGUUGCUGCUUUGAUACGAAGGCUUGCGCACCGAAAUGCCAACGUCCAACUCUAUACACUGGAGCUUGCGAAUGCCCUGUCACAAAACUGCGGGCAGAAGGUAUACCAGGAGCUGGCCUCUAAAAGCUUCACAGACGCACUUUUACGACUUGCAAAUGACAGAAAUACCCAUCAACAAGUCAAGGCAAAGAUAUUAGAACAUAUCGAGCAAUGGACUGAAAUGUUUUCUAGUAAUCCCGAUUUAGGGAUCAUGGAACAAGCUUAUAUGAAGCUCAAAUCUCAGAACCCAAACCUCCAACCUCCUUCGAAACCGACCAAGCGGGAAAUAACGGACUUGGAUAGACAGAAGGAAGAGGAAGAGCUACAGAUGGCACUUGCACUAUCGGUCAAGGACAAGCCGGCUACCCAACAACAGCCUCAGAACAGUGAAUCUUCCCAGCAAACAGCCACUCCCGGACCAUCCACAGCAGCUGCAUCUCAGCCCACACCCAUUGCGUCCGGUACCACGGCUGCGACCGUAUCCCGUGUUCGAGCACUAUACGAUUUCCAGCCUUCAGAAGCCGGCGAACUUCAAUUCCGCAAGGGUGAUGUGAUCGCCGUUCUAGAAUCUGUCUACAAGGACUGGUGGAAAGGUUCUCUUCGAGGACAGACUGGAAUUUUCCCUCUAAACUACGUCGAAAAACUCUCGGAUCCCACGCAAGAAGAACUUCAAAGGGAAGCACAGAUGGAGGCAGAGGUGUUUGCCGAGAUAAAGAACGUAGAGAAGCUGCUGGCUCUUCUCAGCACGAGUAAUUCAGAGCUUAAUGUACAGGAGAAUGAGGAAAUCACGACACUGUACCAUUCUACCCUUGCCAUUCGACCUAAGCUAAUAGAGCUGAUUGGCAAAUACUCGAAGAAAAAGGAUGACUUUACGCAAUUGAAUGAAAAGUUCAUCAAAGCACGUCGGGAUUAUGAGGCUCUGCUCGAAACGUCAAUGGCGCAUCCUGGUCAGCCACAGUUUGGGCGACCCCCACCCCAGACUGCUUGUGGGUUCCCGCCUCCUGGCGGACAGCAAUACCCUCCUGGUCCACACCAGCAGGAGCCACAGCGCUUCUUUACCCCUCGACCGCCACAUGGCGCCCAAAACGCACCGCCGUCUAACGACCCUGCCGCAUACUAUGGUGCAGAACAAUCGGGACCGCCAUACCCUGCAGCGGCUUCACCAGACAAUAGAAAACACACACCAGUUCCUGGCCAACAGGGCGCCCCAGAUAGCUACAGCAACCCCGCAACGCAGUACACAAUACAGACCAAAUUUGAUCAACCCCAGGAACUAAGUACAUCGGUAUACGAUUCCCCUCAAGCAGCCGUCAACCCUAACGCACGACACUCCUACCAUCCACCAAUGCACGAAUCUCAACCGUCCAUAACCAACCCGCAACACUUCCCCCACCAACAGCAGCCCACAGGCUACCCCCCUCAAGGCACUGCUCCAGACUUCAACCCUCAGACGGCCCCGCCAGUGUCCAACCAACCUUACCCUCCCCAGCCGGUAGACCAACAAGAUCCAUCACAGCAACAACCACAGCAUGCCCCGCCACCAACGCACCAGCCUCCUUCAAUCCCACAGUCGACGUCUCCACAACCUCCAUAUCCGAGCUACCAGGCCCCAGCCCCGUCUGCACCUGGAGCUGGUUCUUACCAAGCCUACCAGCCUCAGCAGCCCGGCGGCCCAUCGAACCCUAACGCAAACCCUGCUAGGUACUAUCGGUAA
Molecule: messenger RNA, 1890 nt
Organism: Arthroderma uncinatum
Lineage: Eukaryota; Fungi; Ascomycota; Eurotiomycetes; Onygenales; Arthrodermataceae
Product: class E vacuolar protein-sorting machinery protein hse1
Exons: 9
Coding region: 1-1890 (629 amino acids)
Biological process (GO): protein transport to vacuole involved in ubiquitin-dependent protein catabolic process via the multivesicular body sorting pathway
Cellular component (GO): ESCRT-0 complex
Molecular function (GO): phosphatidylinositol binding; ubiquitin binding
Source: RefSeq, a predicted model, not a curated record